This is a messenger RNA of Alternaria rosae, 937 nucleotides long. RefSeq names its product 2',3'-cyclic-nucleotide 3'-phosphodiesterase. Gene Ontology annotation, molecular function: 2',3'-cyclic-nucleotide 3'-phosphodiesterase activity. Bases 115 to 684 code for a protein of 189 amino acids. The transcript is spliced from 2 exons. The record is from RefSeq and is a predicted model, not a curated record. NCBI's taxonomy places the organism in Eukaryota, Fungi, Ascomycota, Dothideomycetes, Pleosporales, Pleosporaceae. Gene Ontology annotation, biological process: cyclic nucleotide metabolic process.
CCACGUGGCGUUAGAGGCAACACCAAUGCGGGGUUCUUGAUGAGGGCCUCGGGAGGACAUGAAAGCUUGACUUGACAUUGCAUCUUCUCUGCACUUAUCCAAAGCUUUUGCAAUAUGCCCGGUUCAUCUCUUUGGCUGCUCCCGCCCGCAGACCAUGUUUUGAGUGAAGUCUUGCCCCGUCUCAUUGACAAAACAUCUAAGCAGUUCGGCUCGCCUCACCGUUUCAUCCCCCAUGUCACUCUGAGUUCAAAUAUAACAGCAUCCAAGCAUGAGCCAGAUCCUCAGGCGUGGCUCGACUCACUCGAUCUGCCGCCUAUCAAGGACGUGUUGGUAAAGUUUGAACGUCUGGGUAGCGAAGACGUCUUCUUUCGGAAGUUGUACAUCAAGUGCGAGAAGAGUGAGGGGAUCAGGCAACUAGCAAAGCAGUCCCGGAAGCAAGUCGAUGGAUUUGAAGAGGAAAGCAAGGCGAAAGUUUGGGCCGAGGAUGAGUACAAUCCACAUCUGAGUUUGAUGUACCACGAUUGUCCUCAAGUCGAUGCAGCAGGUCUGGCAUCAGUGGAUUUGCUUAGUGCCAAUCUUGACGGGACUGGAGACCUCGGAGGUUGGACCGGCGGCAGGGUGGUGAUAGUACCUACCGACAAGUCGAUUGAUCAGUGGCAGCCCAUAGGUGAAAGGGUGCUAUGAUGCAGCGACAUACGAAUUGUAGCAGCAUAACCAACGAACUACGUUUAGCACAUGUAGUGCGGACAGAUCGGAUCGAAGAAAACAAAGCCAGUUAUGAAUUGGACAUGCGUUUGAUCGAACGGCAUCAGUCAACGCGGCAGGAAUCAUUUAGUUCCAGUGUGAAUUCAGGCAUCAUAAACAAGAGCAAGAAGUGUGUUGAAGAUGUAGUGAUUAAUUCAUUACUAGGCUAAUUAUACAAUGUCAUAGGAAAUGG